AUGCUACGCUCUCAAUUUCCACCACAUUCGACGAUACCUGGGAUAGAAAAUAUUAACAUCGAGGAUGAUGAGGAGGAUGACAAAGAAAUGAAUGCCUCUCGUAAUAGAGCUAAGGUGAUGUGGUCAACCGUCGAGGAGAAGUGUCUUGCAAGAGCUUGGGGAACUAUUACCAAUGACCCAAAAGUUGGUAAUGCACAAAAGAAUAAGCAUUUUUGGCAACGUACCUCCACGUACUAUAAUGAUAAUCAGCCUACGGGUAUGACAACAAGAGAAUGGACAUCGAUAAAGUCACAUUACUAUCGAGUUAUGCCUGAUAUUGGUAAGUUCUCAGGAUGGUACAAUAAUUUCUUCAACAAUCGGGCUAGUGGUGAAAGUGACGCUGAUGUUUUAGCCGCUACACAUGAUAUGUGGAAAAAGGUACACAAGAAUAAGGCUUUCAAGUAUGAACAUGUAUGGAAGAUUAUAACAGAGUGCGAGAAAAGGGCUCCCCAAUCUCUUGGUCGUCAUGCUGAUAAGAAGGCGAGGACUUCCAAAUCAGGAGCACAUACUUCUUCAACCAAUCCGGAUACUGAUGGUGACUCUGAAAUUCGCUCACGUCUAAUAGGACAACAGAAGGCGAAAAGAAAGAAUAAAACCAAAGUUAUAGAAGGCGAAUACUUCAACGUGAAAUGA
Messenger RNA from Zingiber officinale, 672 nucleotides. RefSeq names its product glutathione S-transferase T2-like. The record is from RefSeq and is a predicted model, not a curated record. The transcript has a single exon. Bases 1 to 672 code for a protein of 223 amino acids. NCBI's taxonomy places the organism in Eukaryota, Viridiplantae, Streptophyta, Magnoliopsida, Zingiberales, Zingiberaceae.